This is a messenger RNA of Trichomycterus rosablanca, 2021 nucleotides long. RefSeq names its product myelin basic protein-like. The record is from RefSeq and is a predicted model, not a curated record. Gene Ontology annotation, molecular function: structural constituent of myelin sheath. Lineage: Eukaryota; Metazoa; Chordata; Actinopteri; Siluriformes; Trichomycteridae.
CCAAAUAAACUAACAAAUAAUCUGAAUAUUAUAGUGAUUAUAGAGAGAGAAACUCUGGGUUAUAGAGAGAGAGAGAGAGAGGAGUGUGAUGGUGCAGCACUGAGGAGGAUCUACAGCGGUGGAUGUGAGAACAGUUACAGCAGUUGCUGUUAGCAGAAUGGGGCAGCCCCUGGGAAAACGGGAAUUAUCACCUGAAACCAAGGUUCUGUCAGAAGCGGCUCCAGCAGCAGUAGGAGACGGUGACGGUCAGGACGAGGUGUUCGGCCUGAACAACUCGGACGUGAACCAGAACAAAAACCGCUUAAACAAAAGUGAGGCGUCGCCAGGCUCCGCCCUCCAUGCCCCUCCCAGCACUGGACAGACCAAUCGGAGUCGUGGAUCCUCACCACGCUCACACCUGGUACGCCUUUUCUCCCGUGAUGCUCCGGGCCGAGAGGACAACACCUUCAAAGAGCGCCCGUCAGAGUCAGACGAGCUUCAGACCAUCGAGGAGGCCGGAGCCGCCGCGUCCGAAAACUCUGAGACAACGACCAUCGUUCAGUGGUAUCGUCCACCCUGCGCCCCCAGCAUGGCAUCUUCAGGCUCAUCGGGACAGUCCGGCUUCAGACUCGGACGCUCCAGCAGCAAGAAAAACCCCGGAAUGAUGGAUCAGAUCGGCAAAAUCUUUGGAGGAGAUAAGAAGCGAAAGGGCAAGGGGUCAUUUCGGGGGGCCCUGUCCGCGUCCCCUCAGAGAUCCAGUCACUCGUCCCCUCGUCGUCGACCUGGAGAUAACGCUGUGGUUCACUUCUUUAGAACAAUGGUUUCUCCUGCUGCUGCUCCUAAAUCCAGGGGUGUUCAAAAGGGACAAGGAUCACAGAAGAGCCAGAAGGGCAAAGCAGGAGAAGGGACCCUGACCCGCAUCUUCAAAAUGGGAGGAAGUCGUGCAGCUUCUCCUGCUAAACGCUGAAAUCAGAUUUUCUCCUGUAAACAUUUAGAUCAGAUCUGAGAGAGAAAAUGUUUUAUUUACUUUUACAUUUUCCCCAUUUUUAUUUCCAGCUAACAUGAACAUAAAUGUAUUUCCUGUUUUAUUAUUCAUUUAUUUCUGUUUUAGUUCAUGGUCAGAUCCCCCAUCAGUUUCCAUCAACAUUUCUGCACUGAUGGACCUGAAACACUGAAAACUUUUAAAGGCAACAUCAUUAAUACUGUUGUUUAUAACUGUAAUUAUGAUCAACUUUCAACUUAAUUAAUAUAUUUUAAAAAUGACAAAUGUGUACAAAUUUAAACAAAAUGAAUAAAGCUGUUGUAGUCAAAUGUAAACAAAUGACAUCACUUAGAUGAACAGCUAGUUUAGAUAUUUUGCUAACUAACUACAUAGUUGCAGACCAGCUAACUUCUCUAAACUCCAAAUUUUUCGUCAAAAAACUAAUUUUUUAUUGGACUGAAAUUAGUGCACUAGAGGACGCUGCUAAUGGAACGUUAGGUUUUAGCCUUUUAUCUUAAAAUGAUUACAUGAAGACAUUGUAAUCCAUAAUUGGCAUAUAUAUAAAUCGUCCACUAGGUGGCGCUGCGGAUAUAAUUUUUGCCUCUAGAAGUUUGAAGCGUUUCAUGUUUGUUAUUAAAAUUGUCUUGUGGCCUCGUCUUUGUCUUCAACUAAAACCUUGGCGCUAGGAAUUAGCAUUUAGCAGCUACUUUGGCGUUUUUCAUGAUGGCAUUGUGUCCGUGUGCAGCUGUGAUUGUUCUAAAUUAGCUUGUCCGCUCUCUGUUUCUGUGGAUCUGACUUUAAACUGUUAUGCUAAAUAACCAAAUGUCUUAUUUAUUUUUUAAUGUUAAUAUUUAGUGAAUAUUAGCGAAUUUAUUUGAAUUAACAAAAUUGUAAAUGAGGCACUGCAGCUGCCUUUCAUCUCUAUUAAAACUGUGUAAGAAAAUCAUAUGGAUGAGAUGUGUAGACGGCUAGCAUUUAAGAAACCAUAGAUGUUCUGUGUGAGUAAAAUGCUAAUGGAGGAGCAAGAAAUAUGAAAAAAAUUAAAAGAAAACAAACUUUA